AUGGCUCUCUUCCUUCAGAGCAAGUCUAUGUCGGCCUUUGGACUCACGCUGCAAACUCUCAUUGCUACUCGAUUGACCUUUUUUGUCACAUUCGCACUCGUGAACACUUCCUUCAAUAUCUUUACAGAUGUUCUCUUUGCCACGAUACCCAUUCCGAUAAUCUGGAACCUCAAGAUGCGACGCAAAGUGUGGUUGUAUCUAAUAGGCAUCCUCAGUCUGGAUAUGUGUCCGUUCUUUCCAUUUGAAGUUAUCGUGCAAUCCCAAAAGUCAUCCUAUCUAACUCAUUAUCUCGAGUAUAGCGCCGUUAUAUUUGGCGUUCUGACCGUCAUCUAUCAGAUUGCAUUUCAAACGACUCAAGAUCAGUAUCUGGAUGAUUGGAUUCUAUUCUGGGCAACUGCUCAGUUCAACACGCGAAUUUUGGCAGCCUGCAUACCCUCUCUCAAGCCCUUAGAGAGCACUGUGCUAAAGCGUUCCGAGUAUUCUAAUUCCAACUCCCAAACCCGCGGUCCCUACGGCCGUCAUUCCCGUCGCCACGCACCAACAGGUACUGGAGGUAGCAUUCCUACCACAUGGCGCGGUAGCGGCAACCACAUGUGGUCUGUGCAUCGAGGCGACCAGUAUAUGCUUCAGGAUCUUGGGAGUAGGGACUCUAGUGAUCAUUUCCCUGAGGGUUGCCCCAAUGGGGAGUACAUCGUGACAGCGGCAUAUGCCGAGGAACGGUCUGCGACGGUUGCUACGCAGCCACCAGGACAGGAACAUCAGACAAAAAAUGAAAAUAUUAGAACAACGGAGGUCAUUGUCAAUUGA
Messenger RNA from Penicillium canescens, 807 nucleotides. RefSeq lists its product as uncharacterized. The coding region runs from base 1 to 807 and encodes 268 amino acids. NCBI's taxonomy places the organism in Eukaryota, Fungi, Ascomycota, Eurotiomycetes, Eurotiales, Aspergillaceae. The transcript has 4 exons. The record is from RefSeq and is a predicted model, not a curated record.